AUAAUUAACUGCAUAUUUUAGAUGAAAAGAAAAUUGAUCUACAAUGACUGAUCAAAAAUUAGGUGAAGGUUGUUCACGAGGCGACUUUACGAAUGGGAAGCUUCACGUUGACAAAGAAGAUCCCACGAGAAGAUACGCAAGACGAUGAAAUCAUCGAAGAACUAGCCACGAUUUCAGGCAUCGAAGAUCUCCGUACUUUCCUCAUACAACGCUGUCGACAGAAAUUGGCCGCUUGGCCAGCUCUAUUGGCACGCAAAUGGAUCUCUGCAAAUUUCAUGCAGGGCAAAUCGAGAAAACAGAAAAGCGACCCCGUCUCAGCGGGUGUUUCAGGAAACCCCGAAGAAACUGGCUUUUCAUUCAGAGUGAUCCAGUGGAAUCUCUUGUCUCAAGCACUGGGAACAGCACGGGACAGCUUUGCCAUGUGCCCACCCGAAGCUCUCGACUGGGAACAUCGAAGACAUCGGUUGCUCGAAGAAAUCCUUGUCCACGACGGCGACAUCUUAUGCUUCCAGGAAGUGGACCACUUCAAUUUCCUGGCAAAGCACCUAGAACGGCUGGGAUACAAGGGGUCUUUUGUGCCCAAGCCCGACUCGCCGUGCAUUUACAUCCCGGAAAACAAUGGACCCGACGGCUGCGCAAUAUUCUACCGGACGAGCAAAUUCGAGCUGAUCUCCGAACACACCCGAGUCAUUGAAGUUUGGGGCGUGCAAAGCAACCAGGUUUGCUUAAUUUCUACAUUGACAUUGUUGUGCGGGCUGGUUCUAGCAGGCAAACGAACCUUGGACACCUAUUCUCGCAGCGCCGCAAAUAUCGAACGCACCCGAGAGAUUACGAAUGUAUCUUUUUUUGCCACAGCACUGGGAACAGCACGGGACAGCUUUGCCAUGUGCCCACCCGAAGCUCUCGACUGGGAACAUCGAAGACAUCGGUUGCUCGAAGAAAUCCUUGUCCACGACGGCGACAUCUUAUGCUUCCAGGAAGUGGACCACUUCAAUUUCCUGGCAAAGCACCUAGAACGGCUGGGAUACAAGGGGUCUUUUGUGCCCAAGCCCGACUCGCCGUGCAUUUACAUCCCGGAAAACAAUGGACCCGACGGCUGCGCAAUAUUCUACCGGACGAGCAAAUUCGAGCUGAUCUCCGAACACACCCGAGUCAUUGAAGUUUGGGGCGUGCAAAGCAACCAGGUCAUCAUGGCGACCACUCUCCGGUGCAUCCCAACGUCCCGGGAAAUCUGCGUCGCCACGACGCAUCUCAAGGCAAAAGACGGCGCCCUCCUCGCCACCAUCCGCCAUCAAGAAGGCCUCGACGUGCUCUCCUUCCUCCGCCAGGUGGCCGACGGACGCCCCAUCAUCGUCACCGGCGACUUCAACGCCGCCCCCACCGAACCCGUCUACGCAGUCAUGACCGGCACUUCUCUUCGUUCCGCCUACGCCACGUGCACAGGCUCAGAGCCCGACUACACCACGUGGAAAGUUCGGGAAUCCAGCAUGGCAGAGAAUGCGGAACACGAAGAAACAGUGUCAACGUUGGACUACGUGUUUCACUCGAAACGUUCGCUACAAGUCGACGCCGUGCUGGGUUUCCCCGCAGGAGAGGAAAUGGGACCCGAGCGACUACCUUCGCUCAAGUACGCGUCGGAUCACUUGAGUUUGGCGUGCGAUUUCCGACUCUCGACUCGAGGACACAGCGACGAGCUGGACGACGAAGUCAACGACGACGAGGAAGGCUCGGAAAAUCCGGAAGCCGGUCCGGGGCAAUUCGUCCCGCCGUAUUCCGCAUUCAAACGACAGCAGUCCAGGCAAUAAAAAACCGCGGCACUGGACUUGUAAAUAUCCCUUCCGUGUCUGUCAACGCAUGUGAUUUUUAUUUGCGUGUUCUUUUUUUUUCCGCGUCUCCUUUUCGUUCGUAAUUUUUUGUAUUUUAUUGUGCGUACAGCUAGUUAGUUGGGUUCGUCUGCGAUGAGCAUCGAUGGGUACGCAGAGCGCAAUUCCGGUACAAAACUAAAAAUAAAUAUUCCCAUACCUCGAAAUUAGACACACGGGAUAGAAGAUAAGAGAGAAGACCAAAUUCUUGAAGAAAAUCUCGAAAAAAUUGACACAAGAUCACAGUUUUUAGAGAGCAGAACAUACAGAUUAUCUCGAAAAAUGCUAAAAAAAAUAACCUGACAAGAUAUCAACGACGACCCAGAAGAUCUUGGAGAGUAACAAAUCCCUGGGACGCCCUCAUUAACAUUUCUUCCGAAGUUCGCGAUGAGCUCUUCCUGUGCUUCUCAUGAAAUCAAAUUUAAAUUAAUUCAACAUUAGUAUGUCAGUUUCCGAACGCAUCUUACAGUGAUCUUGAUUUUUUUUAAAGAAAUUUUCACGUAAAUUACGGUCAAUCCCGAUAAGAUUCAAAUGCUUGAAAUGUAACGAGGCUUUUUAUUCCUCUCAGUGACUUGAAAAUCUAUACAGUACCGUUAAUCAAUGCAAACGUCAUUAAGAAUUUAGUGCAAUUAACCUGAUCGCGCAGAACUUGGUAGCAAUUGUGUCGGGAAAUGCAUACGCUAUCUCGAAAUGAAAUUUCCAGACAAGAAAAUCCGUUCUCGUACGAUUUUCUUCAUACUCUUGAGCCUUCACGUACCCCUCAGAAACAAUGACGAUCGCUGAAGAUUAGAAAAAAAUGGAAAAUUCUGAUUUACCCAGGGUAUAAAAUGAGAGCGGAAAACAGAACAGUUAUUUAACGAAGAGAUGCUUCAGAAAAAAAAAUUGAAAGAAAUGAGCAGAAUCACGAUACAUUUCGAACAAAUUAUCUUUUGCAGCGUCGAAUGUUGACUCGAAUUUUUCAAAUUGAAACUGUCCCUCGCGGCAGUAAAAAAUAAAUCUGAACUUGUUCUUUGGGAAAUUCACCAGCAAAAUCCGUUUCGGAAAAAAAUUGGAUGGAACGUUUUUCUGGCGCUUACUGAAUGUUCUCCUCGGUUUAUUUUCGAUACGUCAAAACUGCAUCAAAUUUCUCGGCGCAGGCUUCAGCUGGCAGCAAAAAUUUCAAGAUGCUUUUUGUAAUUUUGAAAAAAUGUGCUUGAAAAAAACCUUUGUCCAUUAAAAGAAGUGCCGAAUUACUCGAUAGCAUUUCCUAAAUAUAGAAACAUGAAGUUACGGAUAUCAUGGAUAUUCGGGUGAUCAUGUUUAAAAACUUUUUAAAGACCAUAAUUUCCUUUGCAAUUUGUGCACUGUUCAGCGGAAUGAUGCUCGAGAAAAAAAAAACGGAAGACAUUCGAAAUCACCCUCGCUCAGUUGCAUUCGUCCCAUUGUUGCUUUGUUAUGCUUUAAUCAUUGUAGCUUAGAAUAUCGUAGCAUGUUGUAGCAUUUUUUUUCGGCCAAUCGCUGACCUAAGGCAGAUUUUUUUUUAUUGAAGUGAUGCGACAUCGGAUCGAGGCGAUUUUUCAGAGAAAGCGAGAGAGUUUUAAAGACAGUGGACGGAUGAAGAAGCAGCCUCUCACAAUCAACGAACGAGCAAGACGUUCAACCAAUGUAAUCGAAAGUAAUGGAAAAAACAGUAGAACAUGUUGCAUUUUUCCUCAUCUUCACAAUGCUCUUUUUCUUUAUGGCAUUCAUCGAAAUUCCGAGUGUUCAGAAUAAAUGGGUUUACUUCUGGGCCAA
This is a messenger RNA of Notodromas monacha, 3635 nucleotides long. NCBI's taxonomy places the organism in Eukaryota, Metazoa, Arthropoda, Ostracoda, Podocopida, Cyprididae. The record is from the annotation of a GenBank genome assembly.